UUUUUUUUUGUUCCUCAUUAAUCAAUCAUCAUUAUGCCUGAAUCUCUUACUAGAAAGAAUCAUUUAUCUCGUCGUGGACGUAUAAGUAUGUUACCCAAUUUAUCUAUUGUCAUUCCACCAAUUCAAGAGAACGAUCAUCAAGAUGAUGCUAGCUAUAAUGAUACUGUAGCAUCAAGUCCAACAUUGUCAUCUUCCUGUAACACUUUAUCAGGGGAAUAUGAACAUGAUUAUUUCACAUCUUCCUCUUCUUCUUCACCGGCUACUCCAUUGACAAGUAAUGUCUUUUCUAAUUUCUAUCUCAAAUUACCCAAUGGUAAAUGGAGAGUACGAUGUCGAACCGGGGAUCGUAAAAUCAUCGGGACUUAUGAAGUAGAUGGGUCCAUGAUCUAAAAAAUUUUCUUUUCAACUUGAUUUAUACCCUUUUUUUUAACAAAAAAAAAAUA
Halteromyces radiatus is the source of this 443-nucleotide messenger RNA. RefSeq lists its product as uncharacterized. Bases 34 to 390 code for a protein of 118 amino acids. The record is from RefSeq and is a predicted model, not a curated record. Lineage: Eukaryota; Fungi; Mucoromycota; Mucoromycetes; Mucorales; Cunninghamellaceae. The transcript has a single exon.